Messenger RNA from Morus notabilis, 2534 nucleotides. Its product is annotated as putative pentatricopeptide repeat-containing protein At2g01510. Gene Ontology annotation, molecular function: RNA binding; protein binding; zinc ion binding. Gene Ontology annotation, biological process: RNA modification. NCBI's taxonomy places the organism in Eukaryota, Viridiplantae, Streptophyta, Magnoliopsida, Rosales, Moraceae. The record is from RefSeq and is a predicted model, not a curated record.
AUGCCUCUACAGAGAACAAAUGUACUCCAAAAGCUUGCCACUCUAAGAAGCUUCCAAAACUCCAUCGAUGCCCGUCUCGUCAAAAGUGGGUUCGACCCCAACACCUCUCGCUCCAACUUCAAGGUCAUGGACGCCCUCCGGCGAGGCGACACCACUCAAGCACGACAAGUGUUCGAUCAAAUGCCCCACAAGAACACCGUCACCAUAAACCUCAUGAUUUCCGCUUACGUCAAACAGGGAAACAUUCCCGUUGCUCGAGAGCUGUUUGAAAGCAUGCUUGAGAGACCGGCCGUUACCUGGACUAUACUCAUCGGCGCUUACUCCAAACGCAACGACUUUCGCGAAGCCUUUCGACUUUUUGCUUUGAUGCGUAAGCUCGGAACUUCGCAGCCUGAUUACGUGACAUUUGCGACUCUUUUAUCGGGAUGUAGUAAUGUGGAUUGUGGUACUGAAGUUUUUCAAGUUCAUGCCCAUGUUGUCAAAUCGGGAUGUGAUUCGGUUCUUUUCGUUUGUAAUUCAUUGAUUGAUUCUUAUUGCAAAACGGGUCGAAUAGAAUUGGCCCUCCAGGUGUUCAAGGAAAUACCCGAUAGAGAUUCUGUAACGUUCAAUGCGUUGAUAACGGGCUAUGCGAAGGAAGGGUUGAAUGCGGAAGCAGUUAAGCUCUUUCGGGAAAUGCAGGAUUCGGGAUAUGAGCCUUCAGAUUUCACUUUUGCGGCCGUUCUGUGCGCCGGUGUUGGCAUGGAUGACGUGAUGUUUGGGCGACAAGUUCACGCCUUGGCAGUGAAGAAUAGCUUCGUGUGUAAUGUGUUUGUGGGGAACGCAUUGCUUGAUUUCUACUCGAAGCAUGACUGUGUGAUUGAAGCGAGGAAACUCUUUGAUGAAAUGCCGGAGCUGGAUGGUGUUUCUUACAACAUACUAAUUGCGGGACAUGCAUGGGUUGGGGAGUUGAAGGAGGCUGUGAAUCUAUUCCGCAAGUUACAGUUUACUAAAUUUGAUAGAAGGCAGUUUCCUUUCGCAACCAUGUUGAGCGUGGCGGCAGUUACUUCAAACUUGGAAAUGGGUCGGCAGAUCCACUCCCAGGCUGCCGUGAUGACAGCUGAUUUAGAAAUUCUGGUCGCAAAUGCUCUGGUCGACAUGUACGCCAAAUGCAGCCGGUUUAAGGAGGCCAAGACAAUAUUUUCUGAUCUUUCUCACAGGAGUGCAGUGCCAUGGACAGCCAUGAUCUCUGCCUACGUUCACAAUGGGCUGCACGAUGAAGGUGUGGCGCUGUUCAAUGAGAUGCGAAGAGAAAGUGUUUGCGCUGACCAGGCGACUUUCGCGAGCGUCUUAAGAGCCUCAGCGAGUUUGGCAUUACUCUCGCUGGGAAGACAGUUGCACUCAUCUCUAAUACGAUCAGGAUUCAUGUCUAAUGUGUUCUCCGGAAGUGCACUUCUAGACAUGUACGCGAAAUGUGGGUUUAUGAAAGACGCGCUUCAAACUUUUCAAGAGAUGCCCAAGAGGAAUUCAGUCUCUUGGAAUGCUUUGAUAUCAGCUUAUGCACAAAAUGGGGAUGGCCAGGGAACUUUUAGAUCAUUUGAACAGAUGCUUGAAUCGGGUUUCGAACCAGACUUGGUUAGCUUCCUUGGCAUACUAACUGCCUGCAGCCACUGCGGGCUUGUAGAAGAAGGAUUAAAUUACUUUAACUUCAUGACAUCUACCUAUAAACUUGUUCCAAAGAGAGAACACUAUGCAUCAAUAGUUGAUGUGUUGUGUCGAAGCGGGCAGUUUGAUGAAGCGGUGAACUUGAUGGCUCAAAUGCCUUUUGAACCCGAUGAGAUCAUCUGGUCAUCAGUCCUAAACGCGUGCCGAAUUCACAAGAACCAAGAAUUGGCAACGAAAGCAGCGAGCCAACUUUUCAACAUGGCAGAGCUGAGAGACGCCGCUUCUUAUGUGAACAUGUCAAACAUUUAUGCAGCUGCGGGUGAGUGGGAGAGUGUUGGCAGGGUGAAGAAAGCGAUGAGGGAGAGAGGGAUGAGAAAGAACCCUGCGCGAAGUUGGGUGGAGAUUAAGCAUGAGAUUCACAUGUUCACGGCGAAUGAUGAGAUCCACCCGAGGAUGGGGGAGAUCAGGAGAAAGAUUGAUGUUUUGACGGCUGAGAUGGAAAGGGAAGGGUACAAACCGGACACAAGUUGUGCCCUUCACAACGAGAAUGAGGAAAUAAAGCAGUCUUUGAAGUAUCACAGUGAACGUUUGGCAAUUGCUUUUGCGCUGAUUAGUACACCAGAAGGGACACCAAUUGUUGUGAUGAAAAACUUGAGAGCUUGAGACUGUCAUAGUGCAAUCAAGGUGAUCUCUAAGAUUGUUAAUAGGCAAAUAACAGUCGGGGAUUCUAGCAGGUUCCAUCAUUUUAGAGAUGGAUUUUGCUCUUGUAAAGACUUUGGUGAUCUAUUUAUUUUUUGUUAAUUAAAUGGUAAAGGGCAUAAAUUUGCCCUUGGUGCCAAUAGAGGAGGAGGGAAUUUGUAUUGGAAUAUUCUUUUUUUUUUUUAAAUUUGACG